UCCAAAGGCUGUGUAACAGCUUUUUCCGCGACGCUGAGUUGACAGAAAGGCACUUGAACCACUGCUGACAGAUUGGCACUUGAAUCACUUGGGAGUGAAAACAACAAACAGCGAUAGACUAACAAAAACAGCAGGUGUAGGGUCACAGACUCGUGUAGGAAACCGCGCGGAUUUAAGGGAAGUUGACACUACUGCAGGUUCAUAGUAGGAUGUAGGUGGAGUGCGAAUGAACACGCAUGUAAUAUCGGGAGUACGUGGGCAUGUGAUAGAGUUCGGUAAACAUUGAACAUCUGCAGAGCUAUCUAUAGACUAGUCUUCCACUUUUCCGUCUUUUGCUCUGGAAAAUUGACAGUCUCUAAGGAUCUCCGAGGAAAAGUGGAAUUUGUUUAUCAGCUUUCCUCCAGCCGACUGUGUUAUUUCAGUCCUCUUAUGCGUAUCCUUUCUGUGUUCUAUUUCAGAUCAACAACACCCUGUGACUUUAUUGCAGCGCCAAAACAAGCGCCACAACAGGGGCUUUUGAAACUACAAUCAAGGUUAAAUGCACUCCAUUUUUAAAGGUCUUCCGUCAUUGUUUGGUUUGACCCACUGUUUUUAUUGAGUAAACAAUCAAAAUCUUCUCACGAGCAAACCAAAGUUAAACACACUGCGGUACGCACGCGAUGUUAUCCCAACUAAGCGCAGACACCAGAAAAGCCACUUGAGCGUUUUCUCAGGAGAUGGUACACCAGUGAAGUUCAAAGGGGAUGCCUCUCUUAAAUGACGUCACCCCUCGUAAUUCAUCAAAAUAUCAAUGAAAAGGCGAGGAGGGUGGGCACAGUAUUCUAGUCCAUCACGCACAUAAAGGAGCACUAAGGCAGCCGGAGGACGCCCUUCGUCGACUUGAGUUUGAGAUUCUAAGAAACAAGUCCCCACAGAAAAUGUACCGGUAUCGAGUUGAGAGGAUGAACAUGUGGAUAUCACGUCACCUGGUGGUCAUUUGGCUUUACUUGCACUUCAGCGAAGCAUCACCAAGAUAUUCCAACGGCUUCUUCUACCAAGACGCAAUGAAUGGGAACGGCAAUGGAGAGAUACACUUCAGCGGCGUGCGCCUUCAUGUGGAGAGCCCGAGGUCGACGGUGGCGGCUGUUCAGGGCAGCAAUGCCACUCUGCCCUGUCACUACCGGUAUGAGCCGGAGAUUCACACACCUCGUCGGACCAGGGUGAAGUGGUUUCGACUUUCUUCGACAGAUGGCAGUCUGGAGGAGGACGUUAUGGUGGCUAUAGGCACGCGUCACCGGAGCUAUGGUGGCUUUCGGGGGCGCGUGCGCCUCCGCCGAGAGGCCCCUGGGGACGCAUCCCUAGUCAUCAGUCCGCUAACCGUGGAUGACACUGGCCUCUACCGCUGUGAAGUGAUCGACGGACUAGAGGAUGAGAGCGUUACCGUUGGGCUAGAAUUCCGAGGGGUGGUGUUCCCUUAUUACUCCUCCAGAGGGCGCUACCAGAUGAAUUUCCAUGAGGCCAAGCAGGUGUGUGAGGAGCAGGGUGCAACACUGGCCACAUUUGACCAGCUCUUUGCUGCCUGGGAAGAGGGGCUGGACUGGUGCAAUGCAGGGUGGCUGGCGGAUGGCACAGCCCAGUACCCCGUGUCCACACCAAGAGAGGCCUGCGGGGGCGCUCAUCUGGCCCCUGGCCUCCGCAGCUACGGCCUGCGGCAUCAACACCUUGACCAUUUUGAUGCCUUUUGCUUCACUGCCUCCCUCAAAGGCACGGUGUACUUCCUGGAGCAGCCUCGGAGGGUGAACUUCACGGAGGCGGCGCAGGCCUGUCGGGAUGCGGGCAGCGAGAUGGCCAAGGUGGGCCAGCUGUACGCUGGCUGGAGGUUCCAGGGCCUGGACCGCUGUGACGCGGGCUGGCUCGCCGACGGGAGUGUGCGCUACCCGAUCUCCAGACCCCGGGCCAACUGUGGCCCAGAGGAAGCUGGAGUGCGCACUUUUGGCUAUCCUCCACGCCAGCAGAAGCACGGUGUUUACUGCUACAUGCCCCACUGGUAAACAUGGGCCGGUGCUACAGUACAUGCCCCACUGGUAAACAUGGGCCGGUGCUACAGUACAUGCCCCACUGGUAAACAUGGGCCGGUGCUACAGUACAUGCCCCACUGGUAAACAUGGGCCGGUGUUAAUGUGCCCGCAGUGCAAACUACCACUCUGCAGUUCGUCAUUUGGUAGCUAAACUUUGCUGAAUCCCUCAGGACAUGACGCCAAUGUAAUACAACUUUUAUUGAGACGAAUUGUUUUUUGACAAAUCAUACUCGCUUUCUGACGAUGCUAAAGGCGCACCGGUCAUUUAGAAAUGGCUUAAGUAACUGUGACUCUUUUAUGUUUGUUAUUACAUGAUUAUAAUAUUGGAUCAUUUAAUGUUUAUUAUGUAUUAUGUCAUUUUGUGUACAAUUCCAAGCUCCCUGUUUAAAUAUAGAUACACCUCAGCAGCCACAGCCAUAUUGUCCCAAAAUGUCAGCAUAAUAUAUCUCUCUGCACAGGUUAUCAGUGAAAAGAGGUUGGUGCACGCAUACAUCACCAAAAUGAUGAUGUACGGAUGACUUAAUACUACCCAGCAUAUGAUUAUUUGAACUAUUUCAUAGAUUUAGAUUUGUAACAAGCAGGGGAGCGUAUAAUGUGUGUAUGCUAGCAGGGGAGCGUAUAAUGUAUAUAUGCUAGCAGGGGAGCGUAUAAUGUAUGUAUGCUAGCAUCCAUCACUAGUAUUUCUCUCAAAUGUUUUUCUCCUUACUCACUACCUACACCACUUAUAUGUCUGCUCACUCACUAUCUGGGUCACCUAAAGCUGUCACCUCGGUAUUCUCUGUGGUGAUACCCAGAUUCAACCGCUUGCCACUUCAGGCUGGGUGGCACUCUGAUGGUAAAUGACUCAGAAGGUAGAUUUUGAGUUGUGCUAUUCCUGUAGUUAGGCUACUUUUGAUAUAUAUUACUGGGUAUUCGUAUGUUGUUGUUUUUAAUGUUAAUCAAUGACUUGUGGUCUGUUAUUCCUUGUCCGAAAAUGGAAAAUCUGGAAAUAAAAGCCCACGAGUGUCUUACAAAGUCUUACAAAUCACAGCAUUAAGUAAGCAUGUGUUGAUAAAACUUGGUUGUUACGAAAUAAAUAAUAUUUUCCAUCUUGAAAAUAAAUAUUUUUUCCACAA
Molecule: messenger RNA, 3172 nt
Organism: Alosa alosa (allis shad)
Lineage: Eukaryota; Metazoa; Chordata; Actinopteri; Clupeiformes; Clupeidae
Gene: hapln3
Product: hyaluronan and proteoglycan link protein 3
Exons: 5
Coding region: 918-2030 (370 amino acids)
Biological process (GO): cell adhesion
Molecular function (GO): hyaluronic acid binding
Source: RefSeq, a predicted model, not a curated record